This is a messenger RNA of Tachysurus fulvidraco (yellow catfish), 1707 nucleotides long. RefSeq names its product NADH:ubiquinone oxidoreductase complex assembly factor 6 (gene ndufaf6). The record is from RefSeq and is a predicted model, not a curated record. The transcript is spliced from 10 exons. Bases 254 to 1318 code for a protein of 354 amino acids. Gene Ontology annotation, cellular component: mitochondrion. Gene Ontology annotation, biological process: mitochondrial respiratory chain complex I assembly; biosynthetic process. NCBI's taxonomy places the organism in Eukaryota, Metazoa, Chordata, Actinopteri, Siluriformes, Bagridae.
UGCUUCACUACAACCGUUAAAACAAUGUCAGAUCAUAGUGUGUAGAUAUAUAUUAAUAAAUCGUACUCAUUAUGUAACAAAAAUAUGUUGUAAAUUAUUAAGUUAUAUAUUAUUUUGCACCAAAAUACAUUUCCUAAAACAUCCUUUGACAGGCGGAACGAACAACACUUAGGUGUAAUAUUGGGGACCGGAAAAUGGAUGCACCAGGUUAAAUGUGAAGGGGACCAGCAUAUCUGCUGUGUGUGUUAUUAAUAUGGCACCAGGGUUUAGACUGAAAUGUGGACUUUUAAACGCUAGGAUUUUAUUUUGCACUAAAAUAUGUCCACAUAUCGCACGUUCUCCAACACGUACAGAGGUCAUGUGCUUGAGAGCGUCAACACAUUCAGCCUCACAACACGACGAGAAAUACUGUAUUGAUCUUGUAAGAUUGCGUGAUUAUGAAGGGUUUAUGAGUUCUUUGCUUCUUCCAGAGGCUGCUCGUCGCUCCUCUUUUGCUCUGAGGGCUUUUAAUGUGGAACUGGCACAGGUAAAGGACUCUGUGUCUCAGAAGACCAUUGGUCUGAUGCGAAUGCAGUUUUGGAAGACCGCAGUGGAGGACAUUUACAGAGAUGAGCCUCCGGUGCAGCCUGUUAGUGCAGAGUUGUGGAGGGUUGCACAGUUGCACUUUAUGUGGCUAAGACUUGUGUGCAGUCUAGCCAGCAUCGGUGGGGUGUGCAGUCCAGCCAGCAUCGGUGCGGCGGUGAGAAAACAUAAACUGACUAGAAGGUGGCUGUUGAGAAUCAUAGCUGAAAGAGAAAAUGAUAUGGACGACAGAGCAUACAGGAAUCUUCAGGAGCUGGAGUCAUAUUCAGAGAACACCCAGUCGUCUCUCCUCUACCUCCUGCUGGAGACUUUAGGAGUGAAAGAUGUCCAUGCAGACCAUGCUGCCAGCCAUAUCGGUAAAGCACAUGGAAUUGUGACAUGUCUGCGAGCCACACCGUACCACAGCCAGAGACGCAGGGUCUAUCUCCCCAUGGACAUCUGCAUGCUGCAUGGCGUCUCUCAAGAGGACUUCAUCCGUGGCAGCAGGGAGCAGAAUGUCAGGGAUGUUGUGUAUGACAUUGCCAGUCAAGCUCAUGUUCAUCUCCAACACGCAAGAUCGUUCAGUAAAACUGUUCCGGAUGCUGCCAUGCCUGCUUUCCUUCAAACGGUUGCUAUUGAUGAUUUCCUGGAGAGAGUUAGGAAAGUAGACUUCAACGUUUUCCACCCCAGCCUCCAGAGGAGGAAUCCGCUGAUGCCCAUUCAACUUUAUUUCCGAUCAUGGAAAAAAAAAUACUGAUGUUUCAUCAGAAGUAGCUCCUCUAAUUUACACUGUUUUGUUCUUCCUACCACUGCCAAGCCACACAAUGACUUCCUGUGGUACAGGAAAUAUCUACAGUAUAUAGAUGUAAAACAGCUAAAAAAUAAACAUUUCAGAUUGUAUGCUAUGUUUUCUUUAGACGACAUUUAAAAAGAAUUUAAUCUUUGCACUGCAAAGAAAUUCAUUAACAGUCCAAAUUAGUAAUGACAACAGGAUAAUAAUAUAGAGUGCUGUAUCUGCCCUGUCUAUGACAAUGAACUGUUUGAUAUUCAACACAAAAUGUUUGUCUAAAUUACACAGUACAGAGAAAACUCCAAAGUUCAUGCACCUCUAAGCAUAGUUUGUACAGUAAACAGGUUUUGAAAUUU